AUGGAACCCAACCGGCCCGUGGCGGGAUUUCGGAAUUAUAUUCCGCCCAAGGAUGCUCCAAGAAGCAAGGAGCUUGCGGCAUCCGACACCUAUCAGUGGGCCAAGCUGCGCUGUUCCGAACCCUUCAUGGUCGGUUGGAUGAAGGCAUGGGAGGAGCUCUAUCACCAACCCUACAAGGGAAUUACCGUUGAUGGUCAUGUAAUUCCCAAUAUCUAUCGUCUGGCAGAUACGGAAGAGGAUCUUGGGGCCCCAGUGGUCCAGAUGACCGCUGCAGCGCAGCAUGCCAUCGAGGUUGCGUCGGCAGAGGAACGAAAGGCCCUCCUGGAGCCUGUCGAUGCGCCGGAAUGGCGGAGUUGGAUCAACCCCGAGAUUUACGCCUUCAGGCACGGUGUUCGGCUCGAAGAGGCAUCCAAAGACUUGGUUGCUGCGCUGCAUGCUCUAACGCGAGCAAGCCUGUCACCGGCUGGAUACGAAAAGGCUCAUGGCUGCAUGAAGGUCAAUCAGUUUCUGGGCGAGGUCGUCGAUGGUACAAAGGUCCUCAAUGAGAACUCCUACAACUUUGUCAUCUUUGGUACGCCCUUGGUCAACGAGCCAUGGGGUUGGCAACUCUUCGGUCAUCAUCUCUGCAUGAACUGCUUCGUGGUUGGAGAGCAGAUGGUGAUAUCACCCGUUUUCAUGGGAGCAGAGCCAAAUGUCAUCGACGCAGGGCCCAACAAGGGUGUUGAGCUAUUCAUCGAUCAGGAGCAGACCGCACUACAUCUCAUGCAGUCGCUGGAUCCGGCUAUUCAAAAGGUUGCGCAGAUCUACACGAAACUAAACGGCUCCGAGUUUCCGACCUGGCGGCAUCAUAGGGCCGACCAAAGACACUUGGGCGGCGCCUUUCAGGACAACCGAGUGGUUCCAUAUGAAGGCGUGAAGGUGACGACACUCUCAGAGGCCCAGCAGAGCGUAAUUGGCAAGAUAGUCGCCAUGAGCCUCAACUACCUACCGGAAAAGGCAUUGGCGGCCCGGAUGCAGGAAAUUUCUGUCCACUGGGAUGAGACAUGGUUCUGCUGGAUUGGAGGAUUUGAAGAUGGGGACGCUUUUUACUUUAAGGUACACUCCCCUGUCGUCAUGGUCGAAUUUGAUCAUCACUCGGGCGUCUUCCUGAACAACAAAGAGCCUUUGCCAUUCCACAUUCACACCCUGGUCAGGACUCCCAACGGCAACGAUUAUGGAAAGAAGCUGCUAGAACAGUACCGGCAGCGCAAGGGCAACAUGCCCUCUUAG
Molecule: messenger RNA, 1269 nt
Organism: Fusarium keratoplasticum
Lineage: Eukaryota; Fungi; Ascomycota; Sordariomycetes; Hypocreales; Nectriaceae
Exons: 1
Coding region: 1-1269 (422 amino acids)
Source: RefSeq, a predicted model, not a curated record